AUGUGCUCAAAAUUGGCAUACACAUUAGCUGCAUUCUGCCUAGUAUACUUCAUGGUUGAAGUACAGAGUUCAUUUAUAAAACCCAAUAAUGUUCCCAGAGUAGGUAGAAGCAGUGAAUCUGAAGGGCCAUUUGAUCAAAACAUGAUGGGUUACGUUAUAAAAACUAUUCCUAGUAAGAAUAUUCCUCGAAUGGGCCGAAGAAAUUAUAACUCGGGUAAUCGCUUUGAUAUUCCUAAGUUAUACCAAGCGGACAACUCCGAAUUUUAUAAUGAUGAAGACCUUUCAAAAUUAACCCAAGAACAAGAAGAUUACUAUGGCAAUCAC
Molecule: messenger RNA, 324 nt
Organism: Brenthis ino (lesser marbled fritillary)
Lineage: Eukaryota; Metazoa; Arthropoda; Insecta; Lepidoptera; Nymphalidae
Source: the annotation of a GenBank genome assembly